UAAAUAAUAAAAAUGAACUUAUUCAAAAAACUCCACGUAACACGUUGAUGAAUUCAGUAAAAUGAUGUUUGCUAGUUGUGGGGUUAUCAUCUUUAUGCAAUAUUUUUAAUUUGAUGAUCAAAAUGUUUAAAAUUUUAUUUAUAUCAGUAUUUGCUGCAGUUAUUUCACUUUCUUCAGCAAAACUUGAGAUUGUGAAUGAUGAAGAACUUGUGAAUUUAAUCAGAACUGAAAACUAUGUGAUUGUACUAUUCACCAAAAAAGAUUGUGAUACCUGCGAGAACUAUGAAAAUGAAUUGACAGCAUUACGAGAAGAUCUAGUUGAUUCCCUUAAUGCAUGGGUAGUGAAAGCGAUAUCUAGUCAAUUAGUAAGACUUUACAAUCCUAGCAAUGAACCUGCACUUGUUUUCUUCCGUCAUGGUACUCCUCUUCUUUAUGAAGGGCCUGUCAUUGAUGAUCUUAUAUUGCAUACCUUCACAGCUAAUAAAGAACCAACUGUCAAGGAAUUGACCGAUGACACGUUUGAACACUUAACCCAGGCAUCUACAGGUGCAACAACUGGAGACUGGCUUGUUAUGUUUUAUACCAAUGAAUGUGUGGAUUGUCAAAGGCUACAAGCCCGCUGGGAAGCUGUGGGAGCGCAGCUAAAAACAAGAAUGAAUGUAGCAUGUGUCAACAAAGGAGGUGCUGGAGGAGCUACUGCUCGUAGAUUUGACGUUGUGGAUGUUCCCACCUUUAUUUUAUUCCGCCAGGGAAAAAUGUACAAAUAUCAAAUACACAAAUAUGACGUACCUUCGUUUGUAUCAUUUGCUCAGGACUGGUACAAAAAUUUGAAAGGAGAGAAAAUCCCAUUACCAAAGGCUCCAUUUGAUGAUUUCACUGCCAUGAUUGCAGAUUAUUUAAGACAAAAUCGCUGGUUGUGGCAAUUAGGUUUAUCAACAUUUGUUUUGGGUUUAUUGCUUUCUUUAUAUCUUAGCUUCAAAUCAAAGAAGAAGGUUGAAAAGAAAGCCAAAUAAAGGACCAUACUGUAGGAAUAAAUUAAGCACCUUUUUUGUACAUUUAUAAACUAUGAACUGUAAGAUAGAUCUUCCUGUAAUUAAAAAAAAACAGUUUUUUAUAAACACA
Molecule: messenger RNA, 1122 nt
Organism: Photinus pyralis (common eastern firefly)
Lineage: Eukaryota; Metazoa; Arthropoda; Insecta; Coleoptera; Lampyridae
Product: thioredoxin domain-containing protein
Exons: 5
Coding region: 114-1013 (299 amino acids)
Source: RefSeq, a predicted model, not a curated record